Molecule: messenger RNA, 2404 nt
Organism: Tympanuchus pallidicinctus (lesser prairie-chicken)
Lineage: Eukaryota; Metazoa; Chordata; Aves; Galliformes; Phasianidae
Gene: HCLS1
Product: hematopoietic cell-specific Lyn substrate 1
Exons: 14
Coding region: 32-1666 (544 amino acids)
Biological process (GO): regulation of actin filament polymerization
Cellular component (GO): plasma membrane; cortical actin cytoskeleton; actin filament
Molecular function (GO): actin filament binding
Source: RefSeq, a predicted model, not a curated record
GGUCCUGACGACGCCGUGUUCCACCCCACAGAUGUGGAAGGCGGUCGUGGGCCACGACGUGUCGGUGAAGGUGGAGGCACAGAGUGAUGACUGGGACACCGACCCCGACUUUGUGAACGACAUCUCCGAAAAGGAGCAGCGAUGGGGGGCGAAGAGCAUCGCGGGCUCCGGGCGGGCCGAGCACAUCGACAUCCAUCAGCUGAGGAGCAGAGUGUCGGAGGAGCACGAGGUCAUCAAGAAGAAGGAGCUGGAGAGCGGCCCGAAGGCCUCGUACGGCUACGGGGGCAAAUUUGGGACGGAGCGGGACCGAAUGGACAAGUGUGCCGUGGGCCACGAGUACGUCGCCGAUGUCGGGAAGCAUUCCUCACAAACUGAUGCGGCUCAGGGCUUCGGGGGGAAGUACGGCGUGCAGCGGGACCGAGCCGACAAGUCAGCGCUGGGGUUUGAAUACAAGGGUGAAGUGGAGAAGCAUUCAUCCCAGAAAGAUUACUCCAAGGGUUUCGGUGGCCGUUACGGUGUGGAGAGGGACAAAGUGGACAAAGCAGCAGUGGGGUUUGACUACAAGAGCCAGGCGGAGAAGCACGACUCACAGAAAGAUUAUUCGGUGGGCUUCGGUGGGAAGUUUGGAGUCCAGAGGGAUCGUCAGGACAAGAGUGCUCUGGGCUGGGACCACCAGGAGGAGGUGCAGCCCCACGCCUCCCAGACAGACUAUGCCAGGGGGUUUGGAGGCCGCUAUGGGGUCCAGAAGGACAGGGUGGAUAAGAGUGCUGCUGGCUUUGACGAGAUGGAAGGUCCAACGUCCAGAUAUGAGAAAACACGACCAGUGGAGGCAGCUUCCGGCGGUGCCAGCAGCCUGCGGUCACGGUUUGAGAACAUGGCUAAGUUGGCAGAUGAGGAGAGCAGGAGGCAGGUGGAAGAGGAGCGGGCCAGGCGGCAACGGGAGGGCCAGGCGGCACGGAGAAAGCAGGAAAUCCCACAAAGAGAGACGGACCGCACAGAGCCACCUCCUGCCCCUGUGCCUGCGAGGGUCCCUGUGAGAGCUGAGCAGGAGCCCAUGCCACAAGGAGAGCAGGAGGCAAAAGGAGAGGAGGAGGAGGAGACAGCACCUGCGUUGCCCCCAAGGCAAGCAGAUCUGAACCAGGAGGAGGAGGAGGAGCCCAUCUACAGCGAGACUUUUGAUGGUGGGGACUACGAGGAGCUGCUGGAGUGCUCCGACUACUGCGACAGCGUCAGUGCAGGCGCUGACUACGAGGAGCUGCCGGCACCCGCGGCAAAGCCGAGUGCCACCCCCAGCCUGAGAGAGGAGGAUGAAGGGGAGGACUAUGACGAGGUCAUUCCCGAGGAGCCCAGCCAGAGCCAGCCCUGCGGGGGUGAGCGUGGGGAAAACAGCCUCGGAGAGUGUCUGGGUGGAUGGACAAACCGAGGGGGGUUUGGUGUCCUGAAGUCCUGUGGUUCAGGGGGAACGGACAGCAUUUAUGAGGUGGAGAGUCCUGGGAUCUGUGCAGUGGCCCUCUACGAUUACCAAGGAGACGGAGAUGAUGAGAUUUCCUUUGAUCCCGAUGACACCAUCACACACAUCGAGAUGGUGGACGAAGGCUGGUGGAGAGGGCAGUGCCACGGCAAAGUGGGGCUCUUCCCAGCAAACUACGUGAAGCUCCUGCAGUGAGGCCGUGCUCCAUCUGCCUCCUCCUGAACCUUCACCCCUCUCUGCUUCAGCCCUUUAUGCAUUAUUAGCUUGAUUUGACUCUGCUUGGCCUGGCUGCAUGCAAGGAAUAGCAGCGAACAAACCAGCCGUGUGGGAGGAAAUGCCCAGGAUGUAUUCUGACUCCCAUCCCACUGAGAAAGGUGGGAUGGUCCCAGAACUUAGAGGUGUGAUGUGCGAUGCCUUUUCUGUCUGGGUCAUCCCAUGCAUCAGCCACAGUGCGUGCAGGAGAGCUGUGUCCAUUUCUGUCCCAGCAGGGAGCAGUGGCCACAGGGAUGUGGCACUUGGGGACGUGGGCAGCGCGAUGGGCUGGGGCUGGAUUGGGGUUGCACUGGGGAUCUCAGAGGUCUUUUCCAACCUCAGUGGUUUUGUGGUUCUACCCAUAGGGCUCAGUCCAGCAGUGAAGUCAGCCCACCCAUUCCCACUGCAGAAAUAGUUACCUGCAGCUAAUUAGCUCACCUGUCAGUAGGAAUUAAUGAGGAAAGGAGCAAAUUGUGCACGCUGGGUGGAGUUCCCUUACCUGAUGUGUUCCCAUUGCUGGUGCUGUUGGCCAAACCCUGCUUCCCUGGCGUGAGUUGGUUGCAUCACUUUGAAGUCUACCAAACUUUUAGCAGCCUGGUUUGAGCAGCAAACGGCAGCAGCAUCUGUCUGUGCUGCACUGUGCUCCCCCUAGAACUCAAGCAAUAAACUCUUCUGUUCUGA